Molecule: messenger RNA, 1651 nt
Organism: Lagopus leucura (white-tailed ptarmigan)
Lineage: Eukaryota; Metazoa; Chordata; Aves; Galliformes; Phasianidae
Product: cell surface glycoprotein CD200 receptor 1-B-like
Exons: 7
Coding region: 190-786 (198 amino acids)
Biological process (GO): regulation of neuroinflammatory response
Cellular component (GO): external side of plasma membrane
Molecular function (GO): signaling receptor activity
Source: RefSeq, a predicted model, not a curated record
UAUUGGUGUUUGAUUUAGGAAUGAGAACAGCAUAUUAGUACUUCCCAUAGGAUGGCAACAGCAUUUUCCAGUUAUCUCUAGCUGCGUGUGGGAGAUAAAAGCGAUGCAGAUGGUGGUAUGAAGGAGAGAACAAUGAAAGGACCAAGAAGAGCUGGAGAAAAUGCAGAGUGCUGAUUCCUUUUGCUGAAGAUGAUUCAGACAUGGGCAGUUCAGGCUGCAAUCCUUUUCUUGAUGAUCCAACUGAUUGGAGGGUCAGCUUAUAGAAGCGUGAAUGUGGAGGCUGGUCAUGAGGCUGUGUUGAAUUGCCCAUCAAUCUCCGAGCUGUCUUUGCUAAUGGUGACAUGGAAGAUGAAAUCCAGCACUUCUUGCUUUUUAGCUUAUAGAAGGGAUCUCAAUGAGUCAAGAAUGUUAAACUGCAGUGAGAGGAUGAUGUGGAUAUACUCACCCAAUCACGACCUAGCUCUACGUAUUUACCCUGUGAACCUGAAUGACGAGGGAAAUUACACCUGUGAAAUUGUCAGCAGUGAGGGGAAUUUUCUUUUUUUCUUUUCUCUGACUGUCAUAGUCCCUCCUACAUUGUCUUUGACCUCUGACAAGAACGGAGAGGCUGUUUGUCAAGCUAUUGCUGGAAAACCAGCUGCCAAAAUCUCCUGGAUCCCUGCAAGUAAUCACAGUGUUGAGAAAGAUGUCCACCACCUCAAUGGAACAGUGACCAAGGUCAGCUACAAAGCUGGGUCAACAGCACACAUCCUAAUGUCACCCGCCUGGUUACCCACCCAGCUGUGAACCAGUCUCUCUCCCUAGAUCUGUCAGAUGAUUCCUCCAGGCUCCAGUAUCUCCAGAUUGGACUGCCUGCAAGUCUUGCUGUUGUCUGUGGUGCCGGAGUGACAUUAUGUUUGAUUUUAAGGUGCAGGGCUUCCCAGCUACAGAAGAAGGCACGUCAGUCACCAGUACAGACUGUGACUGAAAACUUCGGAUUCACAACUUUACAGCUAUACACACCUGUAAUGGGCCCUUAUGUCUCACCAGAGGAAAUCUAUCAGAAUUAUAAACCACAAACUACACUUAUGAGCUAAUUAACCAUGUAGGCACCAGCAGUCUAUACAAGCUCAACUAUUAAUUAUACUCGGUUACUUGAGCCUGUCCUUGAUCUAGCAAAUCUCUUAUGCACAGCAGGACAGCAGAAUACUCUAAACUGACCAAGAAAAGCCUUUCUCCUUCCUAACAUGAGGGGAGCCAGUGGAGCAGCCUGUUUAAGUCACUGAUUCCUCUCUUUCUGUAAAUAUCAGUACAGUUGUUAAAACAUUUGAAACAUGUAAAGGCUGAGGUGGAGAAAUACACAUUUGAUUUUGAUUAGAGAAUAGGUUCUGAGGUAUGUGCCGUUUCCCCUCACAUCUGUAACUGAUACAUUUAUGUGACAGAGGAAAAGGCUUGCUGAAAAUAUAUCACUUCUUUGUAGACCACCUUAGCAUCUAGAUUCUCUUUCCAUUCUCAAAAUGGAAACCAGGAAGUGCCAUAAGGAGCCCUAAAAAAAAAAAAAAAGACAAGAUGAUCUAUCUGAAAGAAAUACAGGAAUAAGAGUUUUUUUAUAGGUAGAUAGUUACAUGUGGCAGAUGAAAAUCUGGUAUUUUUCAACCUUUUUUUUUAAAGU